This is a messenger RNA of Zea mays, 888 nucleotides long. RefSeq lists its product as uncharacterized. The transcript has 3 exons. The record is from RefSeq and is a predicted model, not a curated record. The coding region runs from base 175 to 672 and encodes 165 amino acids. Lineage: Eukaryota; Viridiplantae; Streptophyta; Magnoliopsida; Poales; Poaceae.
AAACAUCGAAUCGUAGAAAACAAUUUGAUCCUGAUUUUGAAUACGACUAAAAAGUAAUUAUAUAUUUAUUGUUCAUUUCAAUACAUUAUGUUCAUUUACAUUAUGUUCAUUUCAAUACAUUAUGUUCAUUUACAUUAUGCUCAAUUACUAAUUUGAUUUUGUUUUAAUAACAGGAUGUCUAAAAAGGUCAAGCAGCUCGCUAAGGGACUAGCGAGGAGAGCCUCCAUUUUUGGGAGAAAGGAGGACUUAGUGUUCCAGGGCACUAGUUCAAGCUCGAGCAGGCGUAGAGCUUUGUUGGAGCAUGUUCCAGAGUUGCAGGGUCAGGCAGUCGGCGUACAGAGGAAUGAGGAUGAGCCUGAAGAUGAGGAAGAGACAGAGGAGUGGAGACAAGUGGAAGAUGAGGAAGAGACAGGGUGGGGUGAAUGGCCCAAUGAUGGAGGGUCGGGAGUUGGGGGAGCUAGUGGGUCAAGGGAAGGAGAAGCUGGUGUUUCAGGUGGAGGUUCUGGAAGCGGGGGAGUUGGAGGGUCUUCACGGGUCCGGAAGCCGCGGAAGACUAGUUGGGUCCCCCCUCCUAAAGAACCAGUUAACAAGGUUGAGAUAAUCCCGAGUGGAGAUGGGGCUUGGCUGGAUAGUAGUUUCACCGGCAAAGAUCGUGUAAGGCAAGUAAAUUAAGUGUUGGGCAAUAUCUGUCGUAUGAGAUGGCCUGGAUUGGUGAUUGAGAAUGGUAUUGAGGUCCCUGUCACAAGAUGGGAUCAAUACGGCCUUGCGGUUAACGCGCAACAUGGGAAUGCGCAAGGUGCAGUUUGGCACGACUUCUGGGUAUGUUUAUCUAUCUUCUUGCGAAGUUAUCAGCUCAAUGAUUGAUUCAUAUUAUGGAUUCUUGACUAU